AUGAAUGACAAACUAGUGCCUGUGUAUUCUUCAUCAUUUAAAAAAAGCAGUCCUUUUUCCGAAUCUCCUCUUAGAGGCUGUGAUAGUUUUCAACCUUCAGCUCUCAGUUUCACCACUAUUGGGGAUACAAACCUCCACAACUCAAAUGAUUCGUUCAAGAAGACCUAUGUGUCACCUGAGCUCAGUGUUGCGCCACGUCCUGCCAAUGACACAUUUAGCACUUCUCACUCUCGCCCUCAACUCCAAUUACGUCCUCUGACAGACAAUUUUACAACUGUCAAAUCACAUUUCACUUCAGGGCUAGAUCCGGCUUUUACUCAGCCCAAUAUCCCUAGCUCCCUCUCUAGCCCGACCUCCAAAUCGGAUGUGGAAGCGUCGUGUAGAUCCCUUUUGCUAACCUUUCUGAUGCGUCAAGUGGCAAUCAGCCCUGGGGAGACGAGCCGUCAAAAAGCUGUUGUCGCCGAGGCCCUGGCUUACCUUGGACAGGCCGAACUUCUACGGACAGAUUGGGAUUCUUGGCAGCCGCCAAGAUUCCCUGUUACUGGUCUGAAUCUUACCCAGACAUGGAAUAUCAAGCCUGGCCGCCAAAUGGGCCGAGUGCUGGCUGCACUGCGCCUACGCUGGGCUGACUCCGACUUCCAGCUCACUCGAGACGAGCUGCUUUCAGAAAAAUUCAGACUGAGCUUGAUUGAGGAAGAUAUACUUGUCGAAGCUAAUGAAACUUGUACCAAAGCCAAACGGAAGAAAUAA
This is a messenger RNA of Protopolystoma xenopodis, 750 nucleotides long. The record is from the annotation of a GenBank genome assembly. Lineage: Eukaryota; Metazoa; Platyhelminthes; Monogenea; Polystomatidea; Polystomatidae.